This is a messenger RNA of Folsomia candida, 2401 nucleotides long. Its product is annotated as potassium/sodium hyperpolarization-activated cyclic nucleotide-gated channel 4. The transcript has 3 exons. The record is from RefSeq and is a predicted model, not a curated record. Bases 1 to 2268 code for a protein of 755 amino acids. NCBI's taxonomy places the organism in Eukaryota, Metazoa, Arthropoda, Collembola, Entomobryomorpha, Isotomidae.
AUGGACAGGAGCAGUAUGUAUACGGGUUUGGGGGAAGCGGACGAAGGGACGGGCAUCAUUGAUUUUGAGGACAUGAAUAACCAGAGACUGACAGAUGCUGAUGCCCAAAUAGACCUUUCAGUGACCGAAAAAAGCAAGUCGUUUGAAGUACUUCCUGAGUCGGAUGAUCCCACUCGAAAUCUUCAAUUUCCUUUGAUCUCCUCGUCUGAACCACCAACCAAAAUUCCGAAGCACCACAUAAAAGAAAUGUGGUUUCAGGCUCCCUGGUACGUGAGAAUACGGUGUAGAUUCUUGGCUUCAGAAUACCAACCUUUCCAGUGUGGAACAAUUCAAGGGUUUUUAGGACUCUUCCAUGAGCGAAUGCGGCAUUUCACCUCCUUCCCAUACAUGAUUCACCCAUACAGUGACUUUAUUACCUAUUGGAACUUUUUCCUUGGUUUCAUACUGGCAGCUAACAUCAUCUACAGCCCCUACUUGAUUGCUUUCAAUGUCAACAUGUUUGUCCGACAACCAAUCCUUUCAAUAAACUUGGCCAUUACAACAUUCCUAUUGUUUGAUGUGCUACUCAACUUUGUUACUGGAGUUCGCGACCAGUACUCUGGAAAAAUUGUUUUCGACCCUCGAAUUAUCGUAUGGCGAUAUUUGAAAGGAUGGUUUCUGUUUGAUCUCGUCUCACGAGUUCCGAUUGAUGCAAUUCUAACUCUGCGGUUGACCGAAGAUCAGAAGAACGUCAAAACCAAUCUGGAAGUGAUUCGAAUUGUGGCUCUGAUAACAAGGACUUUUAGAUACAGAAAAGUGUACGAGAUCCUGUCCAGAAUUUCAGAGAUUCUCGCAUUCAGAAGCAUAGUCUAUCCUUGGCUGUUGAAGCUGGUGAUUCUGGUUUUGUACUGCAUUCACUGGAUGGCUUGUUUCCACUGGCUCCUUCCAGACAUUGUCAACGCUCGCUACCCCACGCCCAAACCGAAGAGCUGGGUAACCGCUUACAAUUUGUGGCACAAAUCAAACUUUCAAAAAUAUAUCAACGCCUACUUGCGAUCACUCUCAAAUCUGCUUACGUUGGAUGGGGGCAACUUUAUUCCACGAGAAGUUGAAGAAAUUAUGUGCACCAUAAUUGGAAUAUUCUUAAACUUAUCACUUUUCGGCUAUUUCAUCUCAAGCUUCACUACAAUAAUGGGUCAACUGAAUGCGUCGACAGAAAAAUUUGAGCACACGUUCGAAAUGAUUCAUGAUUAUCUGACCUUCAAAAAGAUACCCAUGGUGCUUCAAGAAAAGGUUGUAACCUACUUUGAAAGAAAACACCGCGGUCACAUGUUUUCCGACGCUGCAAUAAUGUCAACCUUGUCUCCCUCCCUGAGAACUGAACUCGCAUGUCACAACUGCAGAACUCUGAUUGAGAAGGUGCCGAUAUUUCAAAAAAUUCCGGCUGGGAUAGUCGUAAACUUGGCACAGAAACUGGAAUACGACGUGUACGUUCCUGGAGAUGUUCUGGUAACAGCUGAAACUCAAGGGGAUGCCAUGUUUUUCAUUCAAAAUGGUGAAGUUCAUGUCCUGGAUAUUUUCGGCACUAAAAUAACCUCUUUGAGGGACGGGGAGUUUUUCGGAGAAAUGUCCUUGAUCACGAAUGAAAGAACAAGGCAAAGUGUAGUUGCCAAGGUCCCAUGCGAGAUUUACAAGCUUUCCAAGGCAAAUUUUCGAGAAACAGUGGAAACAUCUCCGGAAGUUUUUGACCGAAUUGCUGAAGUUGCUCGGGACAAGUUGGACGCAGAGAGAAGACUUGCAGAGGAAGAGUCACGAAGAGCGGACGAACUUAGAAAUUGGAAAAAUGCAAAGAAACAAAUUGAAGAGAGCAUCAAGAGAACCAACGAAAUUGUGAUUGACGAGAGUGGGAUUGAGCUUAUUGGUGGGGAAGAGGACCCAGAAAAUCAGGACGAACAAACCCUAAUAGCGUCUAUUCCUACUGACUCUCCCGAGGAAGUUGUAAUAAUUGCACAGGAGCCAACUCAAUUUUCAGCAGUACCGCAAUCUGUUGGUCUAAACGAGAGAAUUAUUCAAAUUACUGACCCCACAAUUGUUGGAGCUGGUGAACCGACGACUGCAACCGCUGAAGAACCGGAAGAACAAGUAUUGAACCAAGAAUUGGAAAUUGGGGAAGAAAUCAGUAGUAGCAGUAGCAGCUCCGAUGAUUCCACUUCUGGGAGUACAGAAUCUGAAUCAGGCUCAUCCGAAGAUGACGACGACGACACCAACACUUCUAGAGCUCGAAACUAAAGAUGGUAUUUAUUCCAAUAUUCCAAUUUUUCAUCAGAUACAUGUACCAUAUUCUAUCCUUUUCCACUUUUUUGAAAAAACAAAAUUACUAAAACGCGUAAAAUUAAGAGUGAUCAUAUUUUGGACGGCUAAC